This is a messenger RNA of Spirodela intermedia, 519 nucleotides long. The record is from the annotation of a GenBank genome assembly. NCBI's taxonomy places the organism in Eukaryota, Viridiplantae, Streptophyta, Magnoliopsida, Alismatales, Araceae.
AUGGCAUCCUCAUCUCUGCUCACGCCCGCAACUAAGCCGACGACGCUCCUUGCUCCACCCUGCGCGCCGACGCUGCCCCUCGCCCCUGCUGCCGCUGCGCCCGGCGGCGGCGCCAGGAGGAGGGAGCUGGUGCUGUCUCUCGCCGGGGGGCUCCCUCUGCUGCUCCUCCCCGUGGCAGCGCCGCCGGCGUCCACGGCGGCGACGGACGAUGAGUAUGUGCGGGAGACGACGGAGGUGAUCGGCAAGGUGCGCACCACGCUGACCAUGGAGCGAGGCGACCCGAAUGUGGCGUCGGCAGUGGCGGAGCUGCGGGAGGCGUCGAACACCUGGGUGGCCAAGUACCGGCGGGAGAAGGCCCUCCUGGGGCGGUCCUCCUUCAGGGACAUGUACUCGGCCCUCAACGCCGUGUCCGGCCACUACGUUAACUUCGGCCCUACUGCGCCCAUCCCGGCCAAGCGCAAGGCCCGGAUCCUCGAGGAGCUCGACACUGCCGAGAAGGCCCUCCAGCGCGGCCGCUAG